GCAUUCCCGGAAGUACAGACUCAACCGGAAAAAGACCGGAAGCAGGGAAGGCGAUAACCUACUCUUCCUACGGUGGCCUGAAGGAGAGGCGAAGUCGGCGUAGGAGAAUUUAUCUUUUCUGGGAGUCACAGUCGCGAUGUCUUUCAAGAGGGAAGGGGACGACUGGAGUCAGCUCAAUGUGCUCAAAAAACGAAGAGUCGGAGACUUGCUGGCCAGUUACAUCCCAGAAGAUGAGGCGCUGAUGCUGCGGGAUGGACGCUUUGCCUGUGCCAUCUGCCCCCAUCGACCAGUACUGGACACCCUGGCCAUGCUGACCGCCCACCGUGCAGGCAAGAAGCAUCUGUCCAGUCUGAAGCUUUUCUAUGGCAAAAAGCAGUCAGGCAAGGAAACAGAGCACAGUCCAAGACAGCAGAAUGAGUUGAAGACAGCAAGCGAAGCGGAGGCUCCUUUGCUAACCCAGACUCGAUUGAUCACACAGAGUGCUCUGCACAGGGCUCCCCACUAUAACAGCUGCUGCCGGAGGAAGCACAGACCAGAAGCUCCUGCCCCCUCCGUCUCCAGUUCUCCUUUGCCAGCCCCAGAGGUUGGACUCCAGAGCGCAAAGAUCAGUCGGGAACCUGAGCCUAGGGCAGGAUCACAUGCCAAAGAGUCGUCAGCUCCCCUGGCCUCUGCACCCAUGAGCCCCACAAAACGACGAGUCCUGAAUCAUUACCUUACCCUCCGAAGCUCUGGAUGGGUCCCAGAUGGACAAGGUCGAUGGAUAAAGGAUGAAAAUGUUGAGUUUGACUCUGAUGAGGAAGAACCCCCUGACCUCCCCUUGGACUAAUGACCCCUCUCCCCAUUUGUUCCACAAAUAAACUAGAGUGGGGCCUGGGAUCCUAAUGAUCCUCGACUCGGGUUCCUUGUCCAACCUUAGGAUUUCAAAUCUGUUCGUCCUCAGCCUGGCCACUCCUUCCCUGCAAUGUACAUGGCUCCCCAUACUUCUGACCCCUCCCCCACUUUCUACCAAAGCCUUGCCAAGCGUCAGCUGCGUUCAGCCCGGUGCCCUAUUAAUAAGUCUGUCAGAAAGAGGUCUCUGCCCUUCAUGUAGUCCGACUCCUUCCCCACCUCCACGCUAAGUCUUUUUUUCUUCAGAUCACAUGUGGACUGCGAUUGGGCAGUAAGGGGCUCUGGCCACCUCUGUCUGCAAAGAGAACUGAGGCCAAGUACCCUGUGAAGAGACUAAAGCCUUUGGCAGAUUUAUGGGGAACACGAGGGACAGAGCUCCCCUCCUCCUAGUAACCUGAACCUCCCUGCCUGCUGAUCCCUAGAGUAUAAAUAAUCCUUUGAUGAAUUGGCAGUAACCCUUGAGGGGUAGCGCCAAGAUUCCCACCCCAACCCAAGGAAGGAGAGGCAGCGUGAACAAAAGGGAUUUUAUUUACAGGAAAGGGGAGAGAGAUGAGGAUUUAUGUGUCCAGGGAUCUCAUCUCUUGUUGGUAAAAGGAAGGGUGACGCUAUCUCUUCUUUUGCUGGCGACCUGUAAAGGGAUAACAGUGAACACAGCUCUAUCUCUUGUUGGCAAGGGCAUAUUUCUCUUCCUCGUCCCCUAAGGAGUGGCUGCCUCAUGCUACCUGAUGAGCCUGUCCCAUGUUAACAACAAAAUCCAAAAUACACACUGGAAAAUAAAAGGACCAUGUCUCUGGAGGUAC
Peromyscus eremicus (cactus mouse) is the source of this 1688-nucleotide messenger RNA. It is a transcript of the gene Scnm1, whose product is annotated as sodium channel modifier 1. Gene Ontology annotation, cellular component: nucleus. The coding region runs from base 137 to 826 and encodes 229 amino acids. The record is from RefSeq and is a predicted model, not a curated record. The transcript is spliced from 7 exons. Lineage: Eukaryota; Metazoa; Chordata; Mammalia; Rodentia; Cricetidae. Gene Ontology annotation, biological process: RNA splicing.